GUUCCCCGGCCGCUCCUGCAACGGCCCUUCCCCCCGCUCCGGCCCCGGUGCCUGUCCGGCCGGGCUGGCACUGCGCAUGCGCCCCGCCCCACCCCCUCGUCCGAUGGCCACUGGCUGCCGGGGCCGGGCGGGGGCUGCAGUCGCCCCGCCCGGGGGAGGAGGGAGCGCGACGCCGGGCACGGGGCGCGCUGAACAGGGGAGCCCGGCGCUCCCGGCCCCGCCACCACUAUGCCCGGCAAGUCCCGCUACAACCUGGUGGACGACAGGCACGACCUGCGCGUGCCGCUGCACAAUGAAGACGCCUUCCAGCACGGCAUCUGCUUCGAGGCCAAGUACAUUGGAAGCCUUGAUGUGCCUCGGCCAAACAGCAGGGUGGAGAUUGUGACCGCAAUGCGGAGAAUCAGGUACGAGUUUAAAGCAAAGAACAUCAAGAAGAAGAAAGUGAGUCUCCUGGUGUCAGUGGAUGGGGUGAAGGUACUGCUUAAGAAGAAGAAGAAGAAGCUGCCUUCAUUGCAGAAAAAGGAAUGGACCUGGGACGAGAGCAAAAUACUGGUGAUGCAGGAUCCCAUCUACAGGAUAUUCUACGUGUCCCACGACUCCCAGGACCUGAAGAUCUUCAGCUACAUCGCCAGAGACGGCUCCAGCAAUGUCUUCAGGUGUAACGUCUUCAAGUCCAAGAAGAAGAGCCAGGCCAUGCGCAUCGUCCGCACCGUGGGGCAGGCCUUCGAGGUCUGCCACAAGCUGAGCCUGCAGCACACCCAGCAGGACGCGGACGGGCAGGAGGAUGGUGACAGUGAGGACAUGGGUGGCCCAGCCUGCCACCCAGCCAGAGCUGAGAAGGCAGCUGUCCCCACAGAGGAGACGGAUAUCGACGCAGUGGAGAUCCCUCCACCAGGGAACAGCACCCUGGAGUUCAGCCGGGGGGUGACGGACCUCGACGCCGUGGGGAAGGACUCAGGGAACUCUCUGGACACCAAGGGCUCCCUCCACCCUGAGAGUAUCCUGACUGCAUCGCCCAGGCUGCUGCUCCCCUCCUCCUCCCAGCUGCCGGACCUGGGGAGCCCUCUCUCCGCUCAUCACCAAAUGCAGCUUCUCCGGCAGCUUCUGCAGCAACAGAUGCAACAGACACAAGUGGCCGUGGCCCAGGUUCACUUGCUGAAAGACCAGCUGGCUGCAGAGGCAGCAGCUCGGCUGGAGGCCCAGGCACGCGUGCACCAGCUCUUGCUGCAGAACAAGGACAUGCUCCAGCACAUCUCGCUGCUGGUCAGGCAGGUGCAGGAGUUGGAGCUGAAGCUGUCAGGAAGCAACACCAUAGGCUCCCAGGACAGUCUGCUGGAGAUCACCUACCGCUGCAAUGCCCUGCCAGUGCUGUGCGACCCCACCACCCCGAAGCCUGAGGACCUCCACCUGCCGCUGCUGGGCCCUGGCCCCGACUCUGCCCAUGCCCUGGGCAGCCCCAUAGUUGACCAAAGCAUGUUUGAGAAUUCAAACACAGCCCCCACACCAAAGCUGCAACACAGCCAGUCUGUCUCCAAAGCCUCACUGGGGCCUCCCCCAGCAGCUCUGCCAGCCGCAGCUGAGGCUGGACUGCGGGUAGGGAGCAGCCAGCACCUUAAGAACCUGAGCAAGGCUGUUGGGGCCAAAGUCAACGACUUCCUGCGCCGGAAGGAGGCCGCCAGUCUGGGAGAGGUGGGAGUGACCGAGGUCAAUGCCAGCGCGGGGGCCGAGCUGCCGGGCGGGAUGCUCGCGCUGCUGGGGGACCAGGCCCACGAUGCAGGGCAUGUGCUGUUGGAAACCUUUCCCCGGCUCGACCCGCCGCCCCCGGCAGCCAAGAAGCGCACACCCCGGGCUUUGAAGACCCCUCUGGACAUGCUGAUCUCCUCCCAACCGGUGGUGAGCAGCCUGGAGUGCAGUGCCGAGGCGCUACCUGAGCAAGGCCAGGAACAUCCCAAGCAGGCUGCCCAGGGGGAGCAGUGGAAGGUGGCAUGGGACAUGUCUCAGCCAGAGGGCAGUGCUGAGCUGGGUGCUCCUGGCACAGCGGUGCCAAACGGGGACGGGCCCUCGCACAGCAGGGUCCUCUCAGUGCCUGACCUCAUCCAUGAGGAGAACCUGGAGGGCAAACUCAAAGCUGCUGACCGGCGGGCAGCGUCUCCGCCCUGCCCAGAGAAACCCAUCCUCAGACUCAGCUGCCUGCUAGAGUACCAGCCCACCGUGGGCGACGUCCAGCCUGUGGCACAGCCCUCCAGCCUAGAAAAUGAGGGACCCCACCCAGACCUCCUGUCCUUUGAGUAGCAGCCCCCAUGUCUCAGGGGAGUCAGCCACUUCCCCCCUCAAGAACACCCCUCCCCAUCUGCUGCAUUGUGCCCUGCAGGCGUGGAAGUCGGGGGCUGGGGGCAUGCUGACUGCACUCUGGGGGCGCUCAGCAGUGACUUCUGUCCAGGGGGCUCAAAGAGAAGCCCAGCCCCUGCCCGCUUCUCCCCUCAAACAAUGGCAGGGCGUGGGGGUGAUUCUCGGGGCUGUCCACACAGUCACUGCCUACCCUCCCCCUGGGCCUUAGUGCAGGCUGUGCAAGUGAGCACUGCUCACCGAGGCCAGUCCUGCACAGGCACCCUGGGUGGAACUUCCAUUCUCUCCCAUCAGGGUCUCCAGCCAUGCCCUGCACCCCCUGCUGCCCUCCUGUCCCGGUAGCUGUCUCACAAGCAGCCCUGAGGCUGAUGGCAGGGGCAGGCCUUGUGCCAUUUGCCACAGGUCCCUCUCGAGUCCCUCAUACACAGUUCCUGCUCCUGUACUGGCCGGCGGCAGUGCCUGCAUCUCCAGCAGCACCUUUCCCUGAGCUGUGCAGGGUGAGGGGCACUGGGCCUGGUCUCUCAGGGGGAAGCCAGUCUGCCCCUCACACACAGAUUGCCCCACUCUAGGGCUCCCUCAGGCUGCUCUAGCCCCUCUGGGCCAUACCCCAUCUGCAGCAGGGGUUGGUCUCUGCUGGCGGCUGCGAGAAGGGAAAUGACUUGAUGAUGGCUCACGUGCCUUGAAGGCCAUGGCCCUGAGGCACAGCCCACAGGACUGGUGUCUCCCACCUGCACUGUAAAAUGCCCAGCGGCUGUCAGGGCUGCCCAGAGGAUUCAGGGGGCCUGGGGUCUUCGGCGGCAGGGAGCCCCCGCCACUGAAUUGCCACCGAAGACCUGGAGCGAGUGAAGGACCCUGCUCGGAGGGCCCAAAAAAACUCUCGUGGGGGCCCCUGCAGGGCCCAGGGCCUGGGGCAAAUUGCCCCACUUGCCCCCCACCCCACCCCACCCCGGGCAGCCCUGGCGGCUGUGCCAGCUGGGGCCACGCAUGCUCUGUCAGCCGCAGAGGCAGGAUCACUCAGGGGAUUGGGGUGCGGGAGGGGGUGAGGGCUCCGGCUGGGGGUGUGGGCUCUCGGACAGAA
Molecule: messenger RNA, 3424 nt
Organism: Mauremys reevesii (Reeves's turtle)
Lineage: Eukaryota; Metazoa; Chordata; Testudines; Geoemydidae
Product: carboxyl-terminal PDZ ligand of neuronal nitric oxide synthase protein-like
Exons: 12
Coding region: 229-2292 (687 amino acids)
Molecular function (GO): nitric-oxide synthase binding
Source: RefSeq, a predicted model, not a curated record